Messenger RNA from Sphenostylis stenocarpa, 264 nucleotides. The record is from the annotation of a GenBank genome assembly. NCBI's taxonomy places the organism in Eukaryota, Viridiplantae, Streptophyta, Magnoliopsida, Fabales, Fabaceae.
AUGGCAGGCACCUUCUUUCGUUUAUUCGUGAUUCUUCUAGGGCUUUCUCAUCUUAUGUGCUUGAAAGCAGUACCAGUUUCAAGAAUUGAAAACAUUAUGCAAGGCCCGCAGGUUCACCUUACAAUGGAGAAGAGUCACAAGGUGGUUAUCACUGAGAAAUACUGGCACUUGGAGGAACUAACCAUUACUGGGAGGAUGGAAUUGGAACUCCACGACUAUAACCCAUCAGGGCCUAAUGGUCGUCACACUCCAAGAGCACCAUAG